AUGUGUGACAUGCAGAAAAUGCCAACGAGAGAUGAUGCUUCUUGCGAGGAAGAUUCAGAGAUGAAUUUUGCUGCAUUCUCAGCAGUGGGUACUGCUGGGACACACUUUGUGACGACGGGUGGCCAGCUGCCUGUCGCAAAGUUGCAGCAAAGCGUUUCCAAUAAUGGUUCACUGUCUCAGGUGGUGGGUAUGGUAGGUGGCGUGAAUAUGGGCGACGGUGUCCAGUACGUGCGAGCGAUCGAUAGUAGCUCGCUACAAGCCACGCCUCAGGUGAUCUCCGUGCCCGUCUCGUUGCCGGGUGCCAUGCCGGGUGACCCACCAGCAACGGUGCAGAUACAGGUUCUUAGUCCGAACCUGACGCUCCAGCAGCAACAACCGAAAUAUCAGAUGCAAAUACCCAUUCAAGGAUUUCAACAAGGCGGAGCCGUUCUAACAGUAGCUUAUUCUCCGGACUCCAACGAAACUGGUGGAAUACAACUUGUAGGAAACACAUUACCUGAAGGUCUUCAAGUGUUAGCAGCCUUGCCUCAAGAGAUGCAGCUAGUACGUCCUCAACAAACUCAGGACAAUAAGGAUCAAGUGCAACAGAAUAUACAGCAUCAGGUGUUCAUAACGCCGAACAAUCAGAUAAUCAUCAACGGCCCGGACACUAAGCCGUUGAACAACAACACGAGCGCCAACAACAACAACAACAAUGACAUCACGAACAUCGUUAUUAAGGAGGAAUGCGAUGAGAACAACGAUGAUGAAAGUUCUCAAGGAACAGAGGCGAAUGAGAAUAUACAAUGGCAAAUGUCGAGUUCGCAUCAGGACCUCGUAAAGUAUCUCAACGGAUUACCACCGCAGCAAACACAAGCUUUACCAGUCUCUCUACAACAGUUCCUCCGACUAAAUCCCACUGAGAUUAAGAAGACAGUAACUCCAGAUGUGGAGAUGACAAAUACUGAUGAGGACAAAAAGGAUACUAUCACUGAAGCUGUUUUGGACGAAGAUGGAACAAUCCGAAUUCAGAACAAGAAAAAGAAGAAAUACAAGAAGAAGCCCUCAAAGCCAGCUCGUCCGAAGCCGGGGCAAGUGAUGAUAGCCACAACAGCCGACGGCACCCCUAUCUACUGCUGCCCCGAAUGCAAUAUGGCCUACCCGGACAAAGGACAGCUGGAGAUGCACCUCUCGGUUCACAAGAUUGAGAGGAGAUUUAUAUGUGGAAUUUGCGGGGCCGGUUUGAAACGCAAGGAACACUUGGAACGUCACAAGCUGGGCCACAACCCCGAGCGGCCCUACGUGUGCGGCGCGUGCGGGAAGGGCUUCAAGCGGCGCGAGCACCUCAACCUGCACGCCGUCAUACACUCGGGCGUCAAGACCGAGCUCUGCGGCCAGUGCGGCAAGGGUUUCUACCGUAAGGACCAUCUCCGUAAACACACGCGGUCUCACGAGACGAAGCGUGCGAAAGACGAGGCAAAUAACGAGGCGAUGGACGUGAAGAACUCAAUUCCUUCAACCAACACCAUCUCGAAUACCACCAACGCUUUAUUGCCAGAGAUUACGAUUCAUGUACCGACUAGUUCGAACAUGGCGAUGCCGGUGCAGAUCAACAUCCCGCAGCACGUGAUGUCGUCGCUGGCCGCCGCGCAGGCCGCCCACGAC
Messenger RNA from Melitaea cinxia (Glanville fritillary), 1644 nucleotides. Its product is annotated as zinc finger protein 41-like. Gene Ontology annotation, biological process: regulation of transcription by RNA polymerase II. NCBI's taxonomy places the organism in Eukaryota, Metazoa, Arthropoda, Insecta, Lepidoptera, Nymphalidae. Gene Ontology annotation, molecular function: RNA polymerase II cis-regulatory region sequence-specific DNA binding; DNA-binding transcription factor activity. The annotation marks the transcript as partial. The record is from RefSeq and is a predicted model, not a curated record. The transcript has 14 exons.